AUCAAACUGAACGUCAUGCCGUUUUGGAUCCGUGAGUCAUCCAAAGCCGAGAUAAGCUAUCAAAACAUCGAGUGGCUAAUAAACCAUCGCUCUUUACGUAAACCAUGGGAGAGAGAGGCCGACAACAUUUGUCAGAAAAGCUCAUUAUCAUCGCCAAUGGCUAACGCCAGCACCACUCUGUUUGCUCUCUCCUCCUCCAUUCCCACUCGCCUCUCUCUCCCCCGUCGCUCUGAAUCUCUUAAACUCGUCGUGCCAGUGGCUAUGGCCUCCUCUGCUUCCACCGCUAAAAAGGUGGCUCCUGCUGUGAUCGUAGGCGACGGGAGAGUCGGAAGAGCGUUGCAGGAGAUGGGUAGUGGCGAUGACUUGUUGGUGAAGAGAGGAGAACCAGUUCCUGUUGAUUUCGAAGGACCCAUUUUCGUUUGUACGAGGAAUGAUGAUCUUGAUGCUGUUCUUGAAGCUACUCCUCAGUCUAGAUGGAAAGAUUUGGUGUUCUUCCAAAAUGGAAUGAUGGAGCCUUGGUUUGAGAGCAAAGGUUUGGUUGAUACAGACCAAGUGUUGGCUUAUUUCGCUGUGUCAAAGCUUGGUGAGCCUCCCGUUGAUGGAAAGACUGACACUAACCCUGAAGGUUUAACUGCUGCUUAUGGAAAAUGGGCUUCUGCUGUAGCUGCAAGGUUGCAAUCUGGUGGCCUCUCUUGCAAGGUUCUUGACAAAGAAUCGUUUCAGAAGCAGAUGUUGGAGAAACUCAUUUGGAUUUGCGCCUUUAUGCUUGUUGGAGCUCGUCACCCAGGAGCAAGUGUGGGCACGGUGGAGAACGAGUACAGAGAUGAAGUGUCAAGACUGAUCCAAGAACUUGCAGCUGCUGCAUCUGCAGAGAAAGGACUGACCUUUGAAGAGGAUAUGGUGGAGAGACUGUGCGCUUAUUCUCGAGCUGUUGCUCAUUUCCCGACCGCUGUUAAAGAAUUUAAAUGGAGGAAUGGUUGGUUUUAUUCGCUCUCAGAGAAAGCGAAUGCAGAAGGGAAACCUGAUCCUUGUCCGCUCCACACCGAAUGGCUGAGAGAGCUUAAAGUGAUAUAGAGCAAGAGCCUGUGCUGUUUGUGAGUUCUUAUGGAUAUGAGUAAUAUUUUGUAAGUAGAUGAUUUAAAACUAGUGUGACUCUGUUGUACACGCAUGAAGAAGUCAAAAUAAAGAUGGAUUCACUUAA
Brassica napus (rape) is the source of this 1201-nucleotide messenger RNA. RefSeq lists its product as uncharacterized. The transcript is spliced from 5 exons. The record is from RefSeq and is a predicted model, not a curated record. The coding region runs from base 16 to 1074 and encodes 352 amino acids. NCBI's taxonomy places the organism in Eukaryota, Viridiplantae, Streptophyta, Magnoliopsida, Brassicales, Brassicaceae.